CCAUGGCUCUGCAGUACCCCAUGGCCGUGGGUCUCAACAAGGGCCACAAAGUGACCAAGAACGUGAGCAAGCCGAGGCACAGCCGCCGCCGCGGGCGCCUCACCAAGCUCGUGCGCGACAUGAUCCAAGAGGUGUGUGGCUUCGCCCUCUACGAGCGGCGCGCCAUGGAGCUGCUCAAGGUGUCCAAGGACAAGCGCGCACUCAAGUUCAUCAAGAAGCGAGUGGGCAUGCACAUCCGCGCCAAGAGGAAGCGCGAGAAGCUUAGCAUGCUGGCCGCCAUGCGCAAAGCGGCCGCCAAGAAGGACUGA
Tupaia belangeri chinensis (Chinese tree shrew) is the source of this 308-nucleotide messenger RNA. RefSeq names its product 60S ribosomal protein L36-like. Lineage: Eukaryota; Metazoa; Chordata; Mammalia; Scandentia; Tupaiidae. The record is from RefSeq and is a predicted model, not a curated record. Gene Ontology annotation, cellular component: ribosome. Gene Ontology annotation, biological process: translation. Gene Ontology annotation, molecular function: structural constituent of ribosome.